AUGCCACCCAGAACGAGGCCCAAUUAUUCAGAUGACGAGACCAUAGUUGAGGAAAAGCCAAUAGUGAAGAAAGUUCCAACCUUUAAAAACAAUGCGUUAGAAAAAAUGCAAUCCAAAUCAUCCACAUCAUAUCCCCUUGCUGAUGAGAAAGAGCCGUCUAUCGAAAAAGUGCCUGUGGAUGACUCUGCCUCAGGGAAUAGAUUCGACAAAUACAGGGAAGAAUUAAAACGGGAAAAAAGAGAAGAAUACGAGACCCCGCACGACAGGGAUUCCAGGGCUAUUUUAAUGAAAAGGCACAAACUUAACAAGGUUUUGACAGGAAAAGAGGAUGUUUAUCUCGGUGCUAAUUACUACAAAUCCUAUCUCUCCAAGGAAGAUACGGUUGCCGGAAAUGCCACGUCACAGAAAUACAAAUUUGAUUUUCGACCUGAUGUUUGCAAGGAUUACAAGGAAACCGGCUCGUGCGGGUUUGGGGACUCGUGCAUAUAUAUACACGAUCGCAGCGAUUAUAAAAGCGGUUGGCAGCUUGAGGAAGAGUGGACCCCUACUCUCCCCGAACUCAAAGCCCCCAAUAUGGACACGCUUCAAAAGCCAGAAGAAGCUUGCAAAAAGGGAUCUCCGACAGAAUGCCCUAUUUGUAAUGGCCCUUUAAAGGACCCGGUUGUGACAAAGUAA
Messenger RNA from Mitosporidium daphniae, 675 nucleotides. RefSeq lists its product as uncharacterized. Gene Ontology annotation, biological process: snoRNA splicing. Bases 1 to 675 code for a protein of 224 amino acids. NCBI's taxonomy places the organism in Eukaryota, Fungi, Microsporidia. The transcript has 2 exons. Gene Ontology annotation, cellular component: U2-type spliceosomal complex. The record is from RefSeq and is a predicted model, not a curated record. Gene Ontology annotation, molecular function: metal ion binding.